ACUGCACCGCGCGACGGCAGGCAAAGGAGGAGAGGUGCGAACGGCGAGGGAGAGCAUGCAGAGCAUUUGCCGCAGCUGGGACCCGCAUGCAAGGAAAGUGAGAGGUGAAAAAAUAGGAAACACUACUGGAAAGCAGCCUAAUCCCAAAGGAACGUACCGUCCCUACGAGAAAAAAAUACACCGGGACAGUUGUGCAGGACUAAUGUAAAAAAGCCAGAAAAAAAUCCUAGGGUUCCUGGCACUUUGUCCGAUACUGUUAAUGAAGAAGAUUACGUCAGGACAGUGUUUACUUUAUUAAUGAAAAUAGCCACAACACUGCAAAAAAAAUGAAGCAAAUAUAUGUUUUACAACCUCUGAACAUUUUCUGGAACUUAAUGCAAGUGUUGCAUCUUUCUGACAAAAUAGUACUUUGACUUCUUGUGAACAUUAGUGCUAAUGGUACACAUUUUUGAGGCUUUGGAUUGCUUGUAUUUGAGAACAGCAAGCUAACAUAACAUUUUAAAUGUUCCAAAAACAAAAGCAAAACUGUUCCAAAUCCUCAAACACAAUUAAGGAAUACCUACAUCAAAUAAAAAUGCUUCUGAGAUAUCAACUAAGAUGAAACAGAAAACAGGACGCACUGGUUCUAAGGACUAAGAGAUACAUUUAUACUUGCUAAGGAUGCAUAUAAGGUCCUUCUCUGACUUCUCUGCUUUUUGAGGUUAAGGCAGAAUAUUUUGUUCCAAAGUUUGAUGUUAUGAAGUGGAGCUGAAUUUGUGGCUAGACUUGCCCAGUAUUGAAAGGAACAAUGGCUGCAGGGGUGGCAACUUGGCUGCCUUUUGCAAGGGCAGCUGCUGUGGGAUGGCUUCCACUGGCAAAAAAGGCCAUGCCUAAGGCCCCAAGUGACAAUAAGAGACGUAGUGAUGAAAUUCUGAUUGUAAAUGUUAGCGGGAGACGAUUUCAAACCUGGAAAAAUACCUUGGACCGGUACCCUGACACAUUACUGGGAAGUUCAGAGAAAGAAUUUUUCUACAAUGAAGAAACCCAGGAGUAUUUCUUUGACCGGGAUCCUGAGAUGUUCAGGCAUAUCCUGAACUUUUAUCGCACUGGUAAGCUUCAUUACCCUAGGCAAGAAUGCAUUGCAGCUUAUGAUGAGGAACUUUCAUUCUUUGGGAUUAUUCCAGAAAUUAUUGGGGAUUGCUGUAUGGAGGAGUAUAGAGACAGAAAGAAGGAAAAUGCUGAAAGGCUGGCAGAGGACAAUGAGGCUGAAAUGGCAAUCGAUGCCCCCCUUCCUCCAAACAGCACAUUCCGUCAGAAGUUAUGGAGAGCUUUUGAAAACCCCCACACAAGCACUAUGGCCCUAGUGUUCUACUAUGUUACAGGAUUCUUUAUAGCAGUCUCUGUUAUUGCCAAUGUUGUAGAAACAGUUCCUUGUCGGCCUCAUCCUGGAAAGGUCAGGGACAUCCCUUGUGGGGAGAAGUUUUCCCUUGCAUUUUUCUGCAUGGACACAGCUUGUGUGAUGAUCUUCACAUUUGAGUACCUGAUGCGUCUGUUUGCCGCCCCUAGUCGUAGCAAAUUUAUGCGAAGUGUCAUGAGUAUCAUCGACGUGGUAGCUAUCAUGCCAUACUACAUUGGUCUAGUGAUGCCCGAGAAUGAAGACGUCAGUGGGGCUUUUGUCACCCUCAGGGUCUUCAGGGUUUUCCGAAUCUUCAAAUUUUCCCGUCAUUCCCAGGGCCUUCGGAUUUUAGGAUACACACUGAAGAGUUGUGCCUCAGAACUUGGCUUUCUCCUUUUUUCCCUCACCAUGGCCAUUAUCAUUUUUGCUACUGUCAUGUUCUAUGCCGAGAAAGGCACCAAAGAAACUCAUUUCACUAGUAUUCCUGCCUCUUUUUGGUACACGAUAGUCACCAUGACAACACUUGGGUAAG
Molecule: messenger RNA, 1907 nt
Organism: Protopterus annectens (West African lungfish)
Lineage: Eukaryota; Metazoa; Chordata; Ceratodontiformes; Protopteridae
Product: potassium voltage-gated channel subfamily D member 1-like
Exons: 2
Coding region: 788-1906 (372 amino acids)
Biological process (GO): protein homooligomerization; potassium ion transmembrane transport
Cellular component (GO): voltage-gated potassium channel complex; membrane
Molecular function (GO): protein binding; A-type (transient outward) potassium channel activity
Source: RefSeq, a predicted model, not a curated record